CCGCCGAGGCAGUGUUUGGGCCCCGAGAGUCUUGGACGCGAUCCCAGGUCACACGCGCGACCUCUUGACCCGCGAACAUUGAGCAUCACACUUUGCUAUGCUCACCAGCAUAAUUUUGGCAUCGUGUCCAAGAAUAGCGCCCGGAAUUCCUCGUCAGUCAUGAGUGCUUAAGGUGAUGAAUCUUAAAAUAAACUCCGCGCGAGUGAAUAAAUCCACACCAAAGGCUGUUGGAUGGCUUUCGAAUGACCUGACCAUUAAUAUUUAUUUACCUCCAACCCAAAAUCGCAGAGGAAAAUUCCCUCCUCAUCCCCCAAAAUGAAGACGAUAUGGCGCAUUGACAAGGGAAAAUAGUUCAGUGGAUUUAGGUGAGGUGGGGGGAGGGAAAGUGUGAGAAAUUGUGUCUCCAGCAGACACUCAAUUCCCUCAGGUUUUCCCACCGCCGUCUCGCUUGCAACCCAUUUUCCAUGUGUCGAUGCAGAUGGUGCACCAUCGUUCUCGCUGAGCGGGAGAAAAAACUGCGCGCAAUGUGACAAGAGAACCCCAGGAAGAUGCACUGUUAGAAAAGUGAGAGAGAGUACUUUCGCGCGAGAAAGCUCAGGAGAAAAGCUCUCUCCCUUUGCAGUUUUUUUUUCAAUCGGUUUGACAACUAAUAAGCAGAAGGAGGGGCAAAACGCAAAAUCACGACUUCUAAUUUUGAAUCAAAAGCAAGAUUUUAAGAUCGUACUAUCAUCAUUAGCGACAAAAUCUGCUUAAAAUUAUUUAAAAUAUAGAAAAUGAUCGUGAAAAACCAAUGCUGCCCCAUCUUGCCCUAUAAUUAUUGAAAUAGAAUAGUUUAUCAUGUGUUGAAGCUCAUGGAAAUUCCAACAUAUGAAGACACUUUGGAGAAAAACAUUCGAUUCUUUUGCUCUGUCGAUUGCUAACAGUGUACAGUGUGGGAGCCUUUGUAAGUUUUUUAUCGUAUCUCGUGUCGUGAAAGCUCUUGGCGCUCUUCAGACGCGCAAAUGCCAUCAUCAUAUUGUCUUUCAAUUAUUUUCACUUGCUUUUCCACUUGUUUCUGUCCUCCUUCCACCCACACCACCCUCUCCCAUCCAGGAACUUUUACACCCAUCGUAAUAUUUUGCCGAGAUAUUGCACUUGACAUUGUUAAACUGUUCAACAAUUCUCAAAGCUGUGCGUGUAAAUUUCUUUUUCAGUGGUUUUUUUUCGAAUAUUAUUGGCAAAGAGAGAAGUGUCCGGAAAAGACAGUGUUUGUGUGUAGUUAAGAGAGAAAGAGAGAGAGAGAGAGAAGAACCAGUGAAAAUUGGACCAAAUGGGAUUAAAGUGAACCUUUUGAGAGCGCGAUGUUUCGACCACUCUUUAUCUUUAUACCCUUCAUUCUGGCAACAGGAGCCUUUGGCGUCACAAUUCACGACAUUAAAGUUCCCUCGACGUACAUCUUGGAUGAGGACAACGCCGAGCCUCUCGUCCUGGACUGCAUCUACGAUGUGAACCACCGGGAAACGGGCUUCGUCCUCAAGUGGCUCCUCAACGAGCAGUCAGUCUACCAGUGGAUCCCGAGCGUGGGUCCUUUCGCUCUGCCGCUGCUGAAGAAUCGCAUCGAUGCGUCGUACGAAGUGUCGCAAGACAGUCACCAGAAGCACCGGGCUCUGGCCAUCGUGAAGCCCUCGUGGAACGUCACAGGCAACUACACGUGUUCUGUCCAGACCUUCCAGUCGUCCGAUCGCAAGUCCGCCCACCUGCAAAUAAUUGUUCCGGAGAAAAACUUUCAGCUGAAGCAUCACUGCUGUGAUGAGGACUCGACAGUGGACAUCAUCUGCAGCACUUCAGGGAUUUAUCCUGAGCCAAAGCUUGUGCUACUCUUGAACGACAAGGCGGUUGGCAAUCAGGUGGGAAAUCGCUCCAAACCCGACGACGAUGGACACUUUGAAGUGAUCGUGAAUGCACGCGUGCCACGCGAGAAGAUGGAUUCACCCACGACAAUCAAGUGCAUUCUCACGAUUCCCGGCACAAAUUACUCGCGCAAGAAGGAGUCAAUCUUCUAUGACAGACUAACUUUUGUGCCAACAGCAAUGCCUCUGGAUGAGGAUACAACUGCUAUGUUCCGCUUAAAAGUUGCUCAUGGCAGUGGAUCGAUGAAUGGCGCGAGCAUCCUUGCUGGAGUCCUUCCAUUGCUGGCACUUCUUCUGCACUGGACGUAAUUGAUGUCUGGGCGUCAGCCACCAAAGAAAAAGGGUUGGGAGACAUUUUAUAAAUGAUUGUAUUAGUUCAAUGCCUUAUCAUACUAACUGAGAGAAGAUCUCUCUCUCUCUCUCUCUCUCUCUUUCUCGCUUCAUCCUGGGGUAAAUCUUGCCAUUUAUUCAAGCUUAUAGAAUGCUUUUUACAAUUGCUUAAUUUAUUUGAUGACUUCAAACUCCACUUAAUAAUGCACAUUUAGGAGUCUCUCUCUUCUCCACAAUUGAUCCAUUAUUUAUUACUUGGCACAACAAUUUCCCACCCCCAAAAGUACAUGCUAUAAAUAUUGAGCAGCAGUGUCACUGCAUGUAGAGUGCAAUAUAUUAGCACUUAAGAGGAUUUCGGGCUGCAAACUUCCGCGCAAACCUCAAGCUUCUGGCAUCAUUUUGAGUGUAUGUCGAGAGUCAAUAUCUUCAUGGGGGGUUGGGCACAAUCACACCCCCUUUCCACUAGACACUGGCAAGCUCUGCUGUAGUCACGGUGAAAGUAUAAAUUGCACAGGAGGCAAGAGAGAGAGAGAGAGAGAGAGAGAGGGUGGAAAAAGUGUAAAUCAUUAACUCUAAUGAAGCAAAGAGGAUUGUAGUGAAUUAAUGUGUAAAUACAUAGUGUUUGUAUUGGAAAAAUGCUCAUGGCCCAGAGAGAAAGAGGGGAGCUAAUGACCACAAGUCGCUGCAGCGAGUGCAAGGCUGAUGUAAUUAAAUAUUUCUUGUGCAAGUGUUGGAGACUAUUCAGGCGAUUUAAUUAGCUGGACUUUUAUUCACACCACCGAGAGAGAGAGAGACGCGCCCAAACCACCCCCAAAGCGAAAUGAUGCAGCCUUGCAGUCAGGGAAGCUGUAGCAAAAACACCCCAUGCCAAAGAGGGCGAGAAGUGCUGAAAAUAUUAACUUUCCACACACACAUACGUGCCCAAUAAAUUCACACAGAAACCAAACAGAUUUCGCGCCACUAUGUUUAUGUACAAAGUCAUUAAUGUGUAAAUUAAUUUCUGUAAGUUUCAAUAAAGAAAAUCACUGCA
Molecule: messenger RNA, 3249 nt
Organism: Phlebotomus argentipes
Lineage: Eukaryota; Metazoa; Arthropoda; Insecta; Diptera; Psychodidae
Exons: 6
Coding region: 1341-2198 (285 amino acids)
Source: RefSeq, a predicted model, not a curated record